CGAGCCGACGCGGAGGCCCUGCACUCCGACUCGCUCAAGGUUCCCAGGCGCCCGCCGUGGACCAAGGACAUGUCCGUCGACCAGCUGGACCGCAACGAGAAGGCCGCCUUCCUCGAGUGGCGCCGCGCGCUCGCCGCGGUCGAGGAGGACGAGCGCCUGACGCUCACGCCCUUCGAGAAGAACCUCGAGAUUUGGCGACAGCUGUGGCGCGUGUGCGAGAGGUCCGACAUCGUGGUGCAGGUGGUGGACGCGAGGGACCCGCUGUUCUACCGGUGCCCCGACCUCGAAACGUACGUCACCGAGAUCGACGCCGCCAAGCGAACGCUGCUGCUCCUCAACAAGGCGGACUUGCUCUCGCCGGACCUUCGCCGCGCGUGGUGCGAUUACUUCGACGAGAGAUCAAUCGGCUACCUGUGGUGGUCCGCAAAGACCGCGACGGAGGCGGUGGACGCGGAGGCGGCGAGGAUGAAGAAACGAAGGGCCGCGGAGGAGGCGGAGAGGGCGGCGGCGGAGGACAUCCUAUCCCGCGAACAGCUCCUCGAGGUGUUGGAGCGCAGGGCGGAGGAGGCGGCGGGCGAAGGCGCGAGGCUCAGGCGCCGCGACGGCCGCGUGUGCGUAGGAAUGGUGGGCUACCCGAACGUCGGCAAGUCGUCCACGGUGAACGCGCUCGUCGCCGCGAAGAAGACUGGGGUGUCCGCGACGCCCGGUAAGACGAAACACUUCCAGACGUUGGAGCUCGGCACGGGGCUCCUCCUCGCGGACUGCCCCGGACUUGUGUUUCCGUCCUUCACGGCUUCCAGAGCCGAGCUGGUGUGCAACGGCGUGCUGCCCAUCGACAGGCUCACCGACGUCCGCGAACCGGUCGGUAUCGUCGCUUCCAGAAUCUCCAGACGGCUUCUGGAAGCGACGUACCACUUCAAGCUCCCCCUUCCCGCCCUGCACGAGGACCAGUCACGGAACGCCACCGCGGGAGAGCUCCUCCGAGCGUACUGCGCGGCGAGGAGGCUCACGGUGCAGCAGGGCCGACCGGAUGAGCAACGCGCGGGUCGCGCCAUCUUAAAAGACUUCAUCAACGGAAAGCUGCUGCACUGCGUGGGGCCCGACGGGUACACG
This is a messenger RNA of Micromonas commoda, 1113 nucleotides long. RefSeq lists its product with no specific name. The annotation marks the transcript as partial. The record is from RefSeq and is a predicted model, not a curated record. Gene Ontology annotation, molecular function: GTPase activity; GTP binding. Gene Ontology annotation, cellular component: cytosol. The transcript has 2 exons. NCBI's taxonomy places the organism in Eukaryota, Viridiplantae, Chlorophyta, Mamiellophyceae, Mamiellales, Mamiellaceae.